UCGUAUGGCCAUUGGGCACUGGAUAAGACGAAGGGUGGGACGCCGGUUAUCGGGCUGGGAUUGAUUGCUGGGAGCGUUUCUAACCGACAUACGUGCCUACGGAAGUCGGCUAGGAGUGAUCACGAGAGAACAUUCAGUAGAACUGUGGUUUGGUGUGACACGCACCAAAUCUUUGUCAAACGGUACAUUUAGCUUCGAAAUAUGCCGGCGUACCACUCGCAGUACACGAGCCCGCCGGUGCUGCUGGCCAACAUGGCUGUGCUGCCGCUGCGCACGCAGUACCGCGGCCCGGCGCCGCGCGAGACCGGCGACGCCGACAUCAUCGACGAGGCCAUCGGCUACUUCAAGGCCAACGUGUUCUUCAGGACGUACGAGAUCAAGGGCGAGGCGGACCGCACGCUGAUCUACAUCACGCUGUACAUCACCGAGUGCCUGAAGCGGCUGCAGAAGUGCGCCAACAAGAACGCCGCCCAGCAGGAGAUGUACACGCUGGCCAUCUCGCGGUUCGACAUUCCCGGAGACGCGGGCUUCCCGCUGAACGCCGUGUACGGCAAGCCCAAGGACGACGCCGAGGCCGACCAGAUGCGCCAGUACUUGACUCAGCUGCGCCAGGAGACCGGCCUCCGCAUCUGCGAGAAGGUGUUCAGCACCGACGACGGCAAGCCCUCCAAGUGGUGGCUCUGCUUCUCCCGAAAGAAGUUUAUGGACAAGUCACUGGCGGUGCGCGGACAGUGAAGUGUUCCACGUCAGCACUGCGUUAUUGCCAGAGGACGCCCUCCACUGCCCGGACGGCGCUCUGCCAGCGUUGAGGCGCCCUCUGCCGCCGGCACGUGUCGGCGCUCUUGUUUUAUGGCGACGUCCCUGUUAUAGCGCGCCGUGUCCAGAGUGUGAUGAAAGUAUCGGUACUGCGACCAUCGGUUAUUUUAUGACUAUUAAGGCUUGUUGGGAUGCGUGUGGGCGAGGUGCGCGCUCGGACAUCACGAAUGCGUGGACCGUGGAGAGCUUUUGCGGGGUGGUGCGGUCUGUAUUACCAGGAGCGUGUAAACUGGCGCAGGGAACAGUAUCUGGUCACUCUCUUCGCGCACUUAAAGAGAGUGAUCAUGACUGUUUCACAUGGCCUUCAUUUAUACCGUGAUGUCUCAUUAAUAAAAUAAACAUUGAGGCUCUGAACA
Molecule: messenger RNA, 1172 nt
Organism: Pollicipes pollicipes
Lineage: Eukaryota; Metazoa; Arthropoda; Thecostraca; Pollicipedomorpha; Pollicipedidae
Gene: Arpc3A
Product: Actin-related protein 2/3 complex, subunit 3A
Exons: 4
Coding region: 202-735 (177 amino acids)
Biological process (GO): regulation of actin filament polymerization; Arp2/3 complex-mediated actin nucleation
Cellular component (GO): Arp2/3 protein complex; cytoskeleton
Source: RefSeq, a predicted model, not a curated record